Molecule: messenger RNA, 297 nt
Organism: Spirodela intermedia
Lineage: Eukaryota; Viridiplantae; Streptophyta; Magnoliopsida; Alismatales; Araceae
Source: the annotation of a GenBank genome assembly
AUGAGCAGCGACGAAUGCACAUCUCGUUGCUCUUCUCCUCCGACUCCUUCCUCCCCCCUCCUUCCCGUCAGCGUCGGCCCGGGGCGCCGCAGGUACAUGCUCUCGCCGUCCCCCUCGCCGUCCCCGCCCUUCUCCCCUCCCUCCCAGCCCUCUUCCCCGGAGACCACACCCCUCUUAUACAGAACCCAGACGGACCCUCAAUCGCCGCCGCCCGCUGCACUGCAUCUCGAGGCCCUCUUCUGGCAGGAGGAGGAGGCUCCAUCCUCUCCGCCGAGCUGGUCUCUCAAGGACUGGUGA